This is a messenger RNA of Trichosurus vulpecula (common brushtail), 615 nucleotides long. RefSeq names its product chromosome 1 C19orf71 homolog (gene TEKTIP1). Lineage: Eukaryota; Metazoa; Chordata; Mammalia; Diprotodontia; Phalangeridae. The record is from RefSeq and is a predicted model, not a curated record. Bases 1 to 615 code for a protein of 204 amino acids. The transcript has 4 exons.
AUGGGGGGUCCUAAGUGGGAGCACGAUCGGCCCUAUGUCCCUAAGGGGACUCUGGAAACUGAUUUCCCCACACCUCUCUAUAGCGAUGAGUACCUCAGUCUUCCGGGCCCUAAAUGGGUACCCAUCAUCAAGCAGAGUGUCCGAUGGAAAUUCACUCCCAUGGGACACGAUGCCAUAGGACAGUGGUGGCACACAGGCUUGACCGAUAACUACAACCCAAAUGUCUGGUACCAUCUAACUGAUCCUAUCAGCCGCCCAGCCUACAGCCGAUGGCAACAAUCCUACAACCUGCGGGAGCGGACCUUCGCCCCUGCCUAUACCCAGCAUCUUCGAGAAAGCUACUGGUAUGAUCCUAUAGUCCCUGCCCAGUACAUGGAGCCCAGUACCCGCUGGGGGAACCUUCUAUGGCAGGACAAGCUCAUCCCGGGCAAGGAGUUUGUUGUUAACCGGAAUCGCUUUGGGACUCCAGCUGGCAAAGGCUCCAACUAUGUCCCCUUUCUGUCUGUGCCCAAUCGGCCACGUUAUACCACCCAGAACUUCCGACUAUGGAACCUAGAGCCCUACUGCCCAUCCACCAACCAACGGCCCCCACCUGUUCACAGACCCAAACACUAA